Messenger RNA from Ilyonectria robusta, 1068 nucleotides. RefSeq names its product aromatic prenyltransferase. The record is from RefSeq and is a predicted model, not a curated record. Gene Ontology annotation, biological process: alkaloid metabolic process. The coding region runs from base 1 to 1068 and encodes 355 amino acids. Gene Ontology annotation, molecular function: transferase activity, transferring alkyl or aryl (other than methyl) groups. Lineage: Eukaryota; Fungi; Ascomycota; Sordariomycetes; Hypocreales; Nectriaceae. The transcript has 3 exons.
AUGGCAGGGAUAAAUCCUGGUACAAUUAAUCUAAAUCCACCAUACGGAGUAAAGUACUGGUACCAGACAGUUGGAUAUGUGCUAGCGGCUCUUGUCGACAGCGCUGGGUACAGUCACCCAAGACAAGUCAGAAUCCUCAAUCACUUCGCGAGUCUGGUUGCGCCAUAUUUGGGCGUUGCCCCUUGGUCAGAUUUGCCUCGCUGGAAGAGCUUCAUGACGGACGACCACACUCCCGUCGAACUGAGUUGGGACUUCCACACAGGCAUCGAGCAACCCACUAUCCGCUAUUCCAUCGAACCAAUUGGUCUUGAUGCUGGCACAGUCGCAAAUCGCCGCAACGACAGAGCCGCAGCAGACUUCAAGCAAGGCCUGGUCAAGGCAUUCCCAGACACAGACACCGCCUGGCUUGACCACUUUGAAGCAUGCUUCAAUGCGUGUCGGACUGAUGGCGUUUCAGAAGGCCACCGUUCCACCAUGUUCUGGGCGUUCGACCUGACCGAGCAGGCUAUCAUGAAUAAAGCCUACUUCUUCCCCGGCGCCGUGGCAUAUGCAAGAAAUCGGUCCAAGUUAGCCGUCAUUGAAGAUGCCAUCACCUCUGCCCCUGGAUACAGCUCAGAAAGCCUCAUGUCUUUCAACGUCUUUACCGACUAUGUGGGCCAGCACUUGGACGUGAAGCUCGAGGUAGACAUGUUGGCCCUGGACUUGGUCCCGGUAGACAAGUCCAGACUCAAGAUCUACUUUCGGGACAGAAGGACAGAUUUUCGCGCUGUCCAAGAAAACAUGUCUCUAGGGGGCCGGAUAAAAGACCCCAACUUUGAGAUGGGCAUACAAAGGCUAAGGCGGCUUUGGGAUGCCUUAUUGAGCACACGAGACACACCUGAUAACGUCCCCCUCCCCCACAAAGAUCACAGGACGGCGGGCAUCCUCUAUAACGUCGAGUUCCGCACGCACUCCAAAGUCCCAGUGGUGAAGGUUUACAUACCCGUGCGACAUUAUGCAAAAAACGACAAGCAAAUCAUCAGCGCGUUGACGGGAUUCUUAACCGAGGAGCAAUGCGGAAGCCCUUGA